CGGAGGUGGCAGCUCCCCAGACAGUGCUCUAUUUUUCUCUAAAUUCUCUUAUAAAUUUAAGAGAGUUUUAUAAUUUCUUUGUGUGCCAUAUUCUCGCCACCUUUUUGGGCGCCUUAGCCAACAAUCCAGCUUACUGUGAUCGAUGAGGAAGAGAGCCAAAAAUAGUGGCAAAGUAAUGAAUUGAAUAUUAUUGAAUCUAACUAAACUUAUAUAUUUCAUACAUUAUCUUUCAUUAUUAGGGUUUUCUCUUUUCUCUUUCAUUCCCUCUCACCGGUUAUAUAUAUACCACACACACUUUUUACCCUGUUGGUGUCCUUCAUUCUCUCAUUCCUAGCUCUACCUCAUGAGUUAUCUUUGAAGACAAGGACUUCUCAACUUCUCGGGAUUUGAUCCGGCGACGACUCAAGUCCCGAGGAGCGAAAACCCUCAAAAAACUUUGAAGCCUUUUGUUCAGUUCUGUCGGUUUCUUGUCUGAUUUCACAAAUCCAGGAGCCGGUUUGAAGCGUCCAAGCUUGCUUUUUCACCUGAAGAGAUUGCUGAUCUAACAUCGAUCCAGAUCUGUUGAUACAUACAUACAUACAUAUAGUACAUAGACUUUCUAAAGGUUCUUGGUUAUACACAUAUAAUUAACCACAAGGGGAGGGAAAUGAAUACUUUUACACAUGUUCCCCCUGGAUUUCGGUUCCACCCUACAGAUGAAGAACUUGUUGAUUAUUACCUGAGGAAGAAGAUUAACUCUCGACGGAUCGACCUGGAUGUUAUCAAAGAUGUUGAUCUUUACAAGAUUGAGCCAUGGGACCUUCAAGAGCUCUGCAGAAUAGGCACAGAGGAACAAAACGAAUGGUACUUUUUCAGCCACAAAGAUAAGAAGUACCCAACCGGAACCCGGACUAAUAGAGCCACCGCUGCUGGAUUCUGGAAAGCGACCGGAAGGGACAAGGCCAUUUACUCUAAGCAUGACUUGAUUGGCAUGAGGAAAACCUUAGUCUUUUACAAGGGCCGGGCUCCAAAUGGUCAGAAAUCAGAUUGGAUUAUGCAUGAAUACCGCCUUGAAACUGACGAGAAUGGAACCCCUCAGGAGGAAGGGUGGGUUGUCUGCAGAGUAUUCAAGAAAAGGAUAGCAACCAUGAGAAAAGUAAGCGAGCAUGAAUCACCUAUUUGGUAUGACGACCAUGUUUCAUUCAUGGCUGACAUGGAUUCUCCAAAACAACCUUCUCUUUCCAACUUGGCUUGCCAAUAUCCAUAUCCUUGCAAGAAGGAGAUCAACAACAAUAUGCACUAUCAAAUCCCACCACAUGACCACUUUCUUCAGCUUCCCUUUCUUGAGAAUGCAGCUAAUCCUAAUAAGCUGCAGCUUCCAGCUCAACCCGGUACUUCUUCUGUGUCUGGAUACGGUCAACUCGGCAUGGUCAACGGGAUCAAUUUGCAGUCUUCUUCAUCAAUGCUGUCUUCAGUACAGCAGGAACAUUAUUUGAUGAACAAUGGACAAUCAACGCUGGAUCAAGUCACAACCGAUUGGCGAGUACUCGACAAAUUCGUGGCUUCCCAACUCAUGAGUCAAGAGGAAGUCUCCAAGGAAAGUGAAUACUCAAAUACUACAAACACAUUUACUACUACUACUUCUGAUGAUUCCAAUUUCAUGGUCAAACAAUUCGAAAAGCAAGAUUGGGAGUAAAAAAAAAAAAAGAUGGCCUCAACAUCAUAUCAUGGAAGUGCAAAUAUGUGAAGAAGUAUAUACUGGAAGGGAGAGAGAUACUACCAGUUUCCAAUUGUGUUGUACAUAAUAAAACUAAUGGAUCAUAAAUUUUAACUUUUAGUUAGCUUGAAGUUAUUUUUUUUAAAAAAAAAAAUUGAUGUUUAAUUAGCCAGAAAAGGGAACUGUGUUAUAUAUAGUUGGAUUACUAUGUAUAAAAAGCUGGCUGUUGCGCUGCAUAAGUUUGAACUUGCAGCCUUGGCCUGUAUGUCGUCAUGUUGUAGCUGUUCUGGUACCUGCAGGUGGAGUUUAUGUAACCUGUGGGUUUCUUACAGAACUAGUACAAUCUUGUAACAUUUCGGUGUUUAUAAAAAAUCUUUCUAGUUUAUAUUAAUUUAGUUAGAAGUAUGAAAAUAACAGGAUCAAAAAUUUUGUCUCAAUUUUUUCAAAUGGAAGGGGGUUACAAAUUCUCUGCUAAGUUCAAUGGACUUCUUCUAUGAAUUAAGUCGGUUUUGGCAAAGUUUUUGUAUACUUAAGAGGAUUUAGUGCUACUAAUGGUUUCACGAAAGCAAAAGAUGCAAUGAAUAAAUCACGUUAAGCUCGUUACUUUCAUUUUUCACGAAUGCAAUAGCUAUAUAUAGAUUGCUUAAACAUCCCGAAAGAAUCUCUUUUUUGUUGUAUAUGGUCCAUGAUAUAUAUAUAUAUAGUAGACAACGUUACUUUGAAGACUAGGCUUUGGUGCAUUAUUAUACAUGAUGCUCAAAAGUGCUUGAAGGAGAAACUUCCAUUGUCAUCUUUAACCGGAAGGUAAGUAUAAUAAUGAUCUGAGCCGCCUAUACACAUCGUCUUUGCUAGGAAGCUAGACUCUAUAAAAACACAAGCUGUAUAAGAUCAGGAAGAAGGAGAAACACAUAUGUGGCAUUGUUAUUCGAUGAAGAUAUAUAUAUAAAACUAAAAGCAGAGUUGCUAUCAGGACUAGGAAAGCUAUAGAGUUCAUCAACCACAACAAUUAAACCUAAGCACCACUCAUAAAUCUGGAUAAGAUAAGAAGAGUAAACCCCAAAAAAUAAAAAAAGAGAGGACAGUUAUCAAUCACAGUCAAUGGAGAAUUAACAUGUAUACAUGCAAGUUGGAGAUUAAUUUAAGGCCUGCUUCUGUUUCUACCAAAGCAAAGUUGAUGCAAACAGAACGAAAAUUCGUUUUGGAGGCAUAAUAUGACGACAGAUGCAUGAUCAAGACGUUCGAAUCCAUCCACCAUUUAUGAUCAAACAGCUAAAAAUGCUAAUUUAGUGGCAAACCCAUAACUCAUGAACUAAGCUACCAACCAUACAUAUUGAAGAAGCUGGAGAACUUGGCCAAACUACGGAGAAGAAGUAGCUUGAAUGAUCAGCAAUAUAUACCUAUUCAUGAAUAUGCCUAUUUGGCGGCUGGGAUUGAAGCUCUUUUUUUGUGGGCUUUGAAAAGAACCACAAACACUGCAGGAUGUUUUGCAUGGCUUCAAAGGCACCCAAAGAAUAAACAAAAAAAAAAAAAAACUAAGAAGAAACUUUCAGUGAUAAUUUUCUCCAUUUGUACGGAACUUGAGCUAUUGGGGUGUACAUGAUUGGAAGGGAUGGAGCAACAUACUGAAGAACGAAACGCUACUACAAUUUGUUUCCUAUAUAUAUAUAGAACUAUUAUUUUAAGGGGUUAAUCGAGAGGAACAACACUCAUUAUUCUGUUGCCCAACUUAUUUGACUGAAACUUCCAAAGGAUGAGGAAUUGUGGAUAAGAGAAUUCGGGGUUUGAU
Molecule: messenger RNA, 3482 nt
Organism: Oldenlandia corymbosa var. corymbosa
Lineage: Eukaryota; Viridiplantae; Streptophyta; Magnoliopsida; Gentianales; Rubiaceae
Source: the annotation of a GenBank genome assembly